CUGGUCACACUGUGCAAGUUUACCGAAAUUCGUCCCAGUACCUGGUUACACUGGACAAUUUGCCCGGAAUUCGCUUUCAUUUGCGCUUCUUCUAAGAAUAAAGUACAAAAUUGACGCUUUGAACAAUUUCUUUGCAAAAUGGCCCUGAUUCAUAAUGAAAGGAUUACCGUUAAAGAAUUGCAGAAUUAUUUUGCGAAAUCUCUUGGCUACAAGGAGGAAAUAGUCUGGGAUUUGGUCCCUGAGGAUCAACCAUAUUUGCUGAAGAGAAAAAUUGAAAAAUUAUCGAGUGUCCAAAAAAUUCGUGACUCCAUGUUUUCAGCUGUGUGGAAUCAACGAAAAUAUACAAACGGACAAUCGCUGACAGCCAUAAUUUGUGUGGUUGUGGUCCCAGAGGAAGAACAUUUUGAUGCCGCUGAGGAAAGUACGAAUUUCUCCUGUCACCCAGUGAUCAUAGCCCGCCGCUGCAUGAGUGGAAAAGGCAGCUCCAACUGCUGCAAUUUGUUUGUUGACGAAAACGCUCGCGUCUACCAAAAUUGGAAACAUUAUGUGGAUACCAAUGUGUUACCUCCCGGUACCAUGGUGGUCCCAAAAUCCGGAAUAUACCAGUUGGUGGGAGGAGAGUUGCGCCUGGACAAGUUUCAAACACCGGCGGGUAGCGCUGGUAGCAAAACUCUUCAAGUCCUUGAUAAGAGUUUUGCGAUUGGAGGGCUUGCCUGUGCGGGAGUCUCAAUUGUGGCAGUGUGUGGUUUUCCCUUCACGGCUGUAGUGAUGGGCAUUUUCGGAUUUGUGAGUCUUGCCAUUGCCGCAUAUGCUACGACCCGGUCAAUUAUGGCACUAGUGGAUCGCUCCACACACGAGCAGUUGAUCAAUUUGACCGACCAAGAGGCACGCAGGCACUGGUUGACUGCAAUAUGUGGUAUCGUCGGUAUAGCUGCUGCCGGGAUCACAAAAGCCUUCUCCCAAUGGACGGACAAGGGAAGAACCAUAACUUCGAUGGCACUUUCCGGUACACGUGUUGCAAAUGGCAUCGUGGACAUUGUAAUUGAUGCUAUGGACGGAGAAAUGCAAAAGACGUCCUUCAAUCUUAAUGAUUAUGGGGAUGCUAUCUUCAAGUACGUGGCCAAUGCCGAGUCAUUCCCAGAGAAAGUUCGCGUCUUCUCAAAGACUGCAACUCCAAAACUUUUUAAUUUCAUCUUGAAACUGACUGGAACUUUUCUAAACGAAAUGUUGAAUGAGCUGCCAGAGUCGGUAAAAUUCUUUAUUUCCACUGAAUUUGUGCUGACCCGUUUGUUAAUGAUUGUUUUGACCGACUAUCGCGAAAAGUCAUACGAAUUUAUAAAAGCACAUCAUUUUCAAAUUCUUCAGAAGGUAAAGCGCCAAUUUCUGCUUCUAAACUCAAGCGACAAAAUGAUCUCAUGUGAAAAGUGCAAGGUCUGCAAAGGUAUUUUCACUGUUUGCACUUUAUAAAGGAGCGAAAAUUAAACUAUAGUUGGAAUAUGAUAUUUUAUAGGUGUAUACUAUUAAGUAUAUCUUUAUUCCCUUGUUUAAAAAAUUGAAUUCUUUUUUAUUUUUGACACAAAUAAAACAAACGAUUCUGAUUUA
Drosophila bipectinata is the source of this 1602-nucleotide messenger RNA. RefSeq lists its product as uncharacterized. NCBI's taxonomy places the organism in Eukaryota, Metazoa, Arthropoda, Insecta, Diptera, Drosophilidae. The record is from RefSeq and is a predicted model, not a curated record.